Molecule: messenger RNA, 6638 nt
Organism: Pseudopodoces humilis (Tibetan ground-tit)
Lineage: Eukaryota; Metazoa; Chordata; Aves; Passeriformes; Paridae
Gene: PNPLA2
Product: patatin like domain 2, triacylglycerol lipase
Biological process (GO): triglyceride catabolic process; lipid homeostasis; positive regulation of triglyceride catabolic process
Cellular component (GO): membrane; lipid droplet; cytoplasm
Molecular function (GO): triacylglycerol lipase activity
Source: RefSeq, a predicted model, not a curated record
CGGCAAACGCUGCCGUGUUCUGUGUUCUUGUCUUCGGCAGCAGGGUUUCCCGGCUGUCCCGCCCGUCCCGAGGCGGUGCGAGGAGAGUCCCGCGGCUUCACCUCUCCGCUGCGGCCACUGCUGCUUCCCCCCAGCACCCCCCGCCUCUAGCGGGGCGCGGAGGCCAUGUUCCCGCUGGACUCCACCUGGAAUAUCUCCUUCGCCGGCUGCGGCUUCCUGGGGGUCUAUCACAUCGGCGUGGCCAGCUGCCUGCAGGAACAUGCCCCGUUCCUGGUCGCCAACGCCAAGAAGGUGUACGGCGCCUCGGCCGGGGCGCUCACCGCCACCGCCCUCGUCAGCGGCGCCUGCCUUGGUGAGGCUGGUGCCAGCAUUAUUCGUGCGUCAAAAGAAGCCCGGAAGAGGUUCUUGGGCCCACUCCAUCCCUCUUUCAACUUGGUGAAGACCAUUCGGAUGUGCCUGUACAAGAUGGUGCCAGAGAAUGGGCAUGAGGUUGCAGCAGGACGUUUGGGUAUUUCCCUGACGCGGGUCUCUGAUGGAGAAAAUGUGAUAUUGUCAGACUUCAAUUCCAGGGAGGAACUGAUCCAGGCCUGUGUCUGCAGCACCUUUAUCCCUGUCUAUUGUGGGCUGAUACCUCCAACCUUGCGUGGAGUGAGAUAUGUUGAUGGAGGGAUUUCUGACAAUUUGCCCCAAUAUGAGCUGAAGAACACAAUCACGGUGUCUCCUUUCUCGGGAGAGAGCGAUAUCUGCCCACGGGACAGUUCCACAAACAUGCAUGAGCUGAGAGUCACCAAUACCAGCAUCCAAUUCAACCUUCGCAACCUCUACCGCCUCUCAAAGGCCCUGUUUCCUCCGGAGCCACAGGUGCUGCGGGAUAUGUGCAAGCAGGGCUAUCGAGAUGCACUGCAUUUCCUGAAGAAGAAUGGUCUCCUGAAUCGUCCAAGUCCUGCCCGUCCUCUCCUUGCCAUAGAAGCACCUCCAGGAGAGAAGAAAGAGGAAGAAACUGAAGCUGAGGACCAACUAGAGGACAGCACUGCUCUUGCUGUUGUUGAAGAGCACAUCUUCGAACACUUGCCUCCCAGACUGAACCAAGCUCUCCUGGAGGCCUGUGCUGAAAGAAGAAAUUUCUUGACUGGCCUCAGCAACAUGCUGCCUGUGCGUGUGGCCACAGCCAUGAUGGUCCCCUACAUGCUGCCUCUGGAGUCUGCAGUUUCCUUCACUGUCAGGUUGCUGGAAUGGCUCCCAGAUAUCCCUGAGGAUAUAAGAUGGAUGAGGGAGCAGAUGACAGAAAUCUGCAACUAUCUUGUGAAGAAAGCCAAGAAGAAACUGGGCAGCCAUCUUUCAGCCAGGCUUUACUACCACCUCGAGCUCGGAGGGCCCCAGAAGCUGCCAAUUUCUCCCCCGCCACCUUGUGGUGAAGCACUGCCCACGUGGAUGAGAAGCAACCGCUCGGUUUCUGAUGUCAUGAUGAAGUGGGAGGAGUACCAGCGCCAGCUCAUGCUGGGCUUGCUCUGCAUCAACGUGGACAUGCAAGCCUCCCUCUUCCCUCGGGAAGGGUUUCAGUUAAAGCUUCCACCUCUAGGCUGUGCAAAAGAGUGCCUGCCACUCUUCUGAGCCUGCUGCUGUCGGGGGAUGAGGGUGGGUGGGAAGGGGAAUGGACAUAGGGUGGGACCAGUCUCAUCCCUCAGCAGCAGGCUGCUCUGUGCUCCUGAAUAUGCUGCAAAGGGGAUUUCCCCGGGAUGGAGACUGGUGGAAUUGACUGUAGCCAUUUAUUGCCCACUAGGCCAAGCAAGGGACCUUUGUGUUCACACACACAGGCUGAUUCCUUGCUCUAGACUUGUGGUGAGGCAUGGCCAUUGCCUGUGGCCAGGCUGAUGCUGACCCAGCUGGGCUCUCCCAAGUAGUGCACUUUGAAUUGCCACUGGUUUUUUACCGCCAAAUAACCAGGAUGUAGAUGACGCUCUCAAGUUCAUUCAGCUUUUACCUCCCCUGGUUUUUCAGAGCAUGUGUCUUGAUUCCUCUCCUUAAAUCAUUUGUCAACCCUUAGAUCUUUGUGCUACUGAAAGAUGAGGUAGCCUCUUGCCAAACCAAUUUUUCUCAUGGGUUUCAAAUCUCCUCUUGACUUUCUUCUUUGCUGAAACCAUGUCCUUUCUUCUCUCCCUUAAUUGUGUCCACACUGGAAGCUGGAGCUGGUCCUGCAGCAGACUACACUGGAACUGCAGAAGUGUAGAAAAUUUAUGUAUUUCCCCUAAUUCAUGUUGUCUUGGUCUCUCCCUUCUUGACUGGGAUCCUCAGGGAACUGCUGUAACUUGAACUCUGAGUGUUAAGUGAUUGAGCUUAUUUAAAGAAAUAAUUUUGACAGAUUUUUUUCCAGGGAAACAUGCUGAAUUUGAGGUCCUAUUCCUGACUCUGAAUGGAAUUGGUGUGGGGUUGCCCUGAAAAAAGCUCAGCCAGGCUAUCUCGGGAUCAUCUUAGCAGCUGAAGCAAUAUGAAGUGCAUGUAGGAAGAUGAGAAUGGUGCAGGGAAUGUUAUUUUUCAGAGGUUUGUGGUGGAGUGUCACAGCAAGUGCUGGGGAAGUAGCUGUCUCUGACAGGGGUCAGUUGGGCUUUGCUCCUUAAGGGGCUGUAAAAUUGAGGCAAAUUCCAAGUGGGUGAUACAGAAUGGAUCUCCUGCCAAACUGAGGCUUCUGUCUCUCUUUUGGUCAGAAAGUUUGGUUGUUGAGGCUUUGGAGUGAGAAGGAUUUAGGCAUGGAGCUACAUAAGCAUCACAGCUUGCCUGUCUCAUGUUGUUGCUCACAGGUCCCGCUCUGCAGAUAGUGGGAGCAUGAGAAGUGAAGAUUGUUGAUGCACAUGCAGCCACUUGGAACUGGCUCCUUUUUGUCUUGCUCCUUGAAAGACCAGAGCUAGUGGGUCUGUAGCAGAGCAAGGAGGCACUGCCUUCUCAGCAGUGAUCUGGCUGUGGCUUGUGUGAGAAGUAUGAAUUCCCUGUUCUUCACAGGGUGAAACAUGGCUUCCUGUGGGGAUUGCAUGGAUUUUAGCUUAGGUCUUCACGCUCUGACAAACCCAGCUCCUGGUACCUUUUUCUGCUUCUUGUCUUGCUGCUUGAGGCGUCUUCUACCUCUCCUAGCACAAAGAGUGUGCAAUGGCCAAAGCAAACAUAUGCUGUCUUUGCUGGGGAGCAGGACAGGGUAUCUGAAGCUGAUUACGUAGCCUGUACAUGGCAUAGUGAUUUUUAAUAGACUCUGUUUUGCGCCUUAGAUUUAGAAAGGGAAAAUAAACCCAGAAGUUGUGCUAAUAACUGGAAAAAGCAGUAAAUCUUCUUGAGCAAUGUGGGUGAUGGGGUGGGUGCUGUUUCCUACAAGCACAGUUGUGCACUAGGCAUGGGUUUGGUGUUUGUGUGGAGACUGAUAAGCAUCAGGACUUUCCUGCAGUGGCUGUGCCAAGCUGGGAGGCAAUGGAGUGGGUCUCUGCCCAGGGGAUGCCAGUGCAAGAAUGAACUUGUGACUUAGAUUGUCACCCCACUGCCCUUACUGGAUGUAACUUAGAUCUAUGUAACACAAGGGCCUGUGUAUCUUACAAAGCAGGCCUGCACUUAUGCAGUCAGAUUUAGUCUUAAGCUUUGCAUAAUUAAGUCAGGAAACAGGGAAGUCACUACAGGAAGAGAAAAAUGGGAGGAUUCUGAAAUCAGUAUAGAACAUUCAGUUACAAAACAAGUCAAUCUUGUGAUGGUUUAAAGCCCACAGAAAAAAAAUGAUAGAUGCUAGUGGAAGUGAACCAGCAACAAGCUACUGUCACUUAGUGGGGGCAGGAUGAAUUUGAUGAAAAUUGGAACUGAGAAAAAGUGUUCAUUUUGUAGUUUGGUAUGGGAUUUCUUUUCUUCCACUGUUUUGGACUACCUUUCUGGGGGACUGGUACAUGCACAGCUACUUAGAUUCCUAAAUGCAUAUCUCCUGUGCACACAGAGCAAUUGGCAAGAACAUAGAGAUAUUUAGUGGCAAGAAAUAAAGGCAUUUUAUCCAGAAGCAAAACAUUUGAGAGAGGCAAAACUGCAUAAGGAAAAUCUUGUGUUUAGAAGCUGCUGCCCUUUUGACUCUGCCUUUUUUUUUUUUUUUUUUUUUUUUUUUUGAGUUAAUAUAUGGGUGGAGAAAAAUGAUGCAAGUAUUUUUUUAUCCCUUUUUCCUGGACUGGUAAAACCACUGAGUGAUUAUGUAAACCACUAAACUAUGAAACAAAAUGCUCUUGGCAAUAAAGUGUGCUAAGAAGUUGCAGCUUGGCACCCUUAUCCCUUGCCUUUUGCAUCAGAACUGACUGGUGUGUUGCCGACUGGACUGAUGCCGUUGUCUUCCAGUGGAUCCAGAAGGGCUGGGGAUUCUGGUUCAUGCAUUUCAAGAGACCAACAACUGUGCCUGGUAAAAGGCCCGAGUUUUGUUUUGUGUUUCACCUCAUCUAUAGUUUAAUUUCUUAUAUUAACUUCUCAAUGAGAAACUUUUUGUACACUUCAAACUAUAACCACAAAUCAAAGCCUGGCUUUAAAAAUAAAGAUCUAACUCUUCACAAGGAAAUUCCUGGUUUUCCUAUGCUAAUUUGCAGGGUGUGAAUAGAUACUGGGAAAGCACCACUCUGUAUUAACUCUUUGCCUGUUUUUAUUCCCCAAGUUUUACAAUGGCUAUUGUGUGAUAGCUUGUUGGCUUUAUAGAUCUGAGCUCUGAUAAAGGAACUGCAGAUCUGUCAAAAAUACCUCAAAGUAGCCUCAUUUUCCUUUUGAAAAGUUGAACCCAUUUGCUUGAAAUUCUUGCUGCUCAUCACAGAUUGCAAAGAAUGAAGGAAUUAGGGAAGAUCACCUUUCCCACUGAUGUAGAAAAAGGGCUGUGUCAGCUUGUGAGUGGCUUUUUGUUAUGCAGUGCUGCCUUGUCUAGUUGAGACCCCACUCUUUUUGAAAUCUCUGGAAACCUUGUGAUUGGCUUUGGAUUGGAUAUGGAAGGGUUUAUAGUGAUAGUGCUCACUGGAACUGUUCAGCCCCUUGUUCUGUGUGUACAUCAUGGCAUGCAAAGCUACCUUCUGGACAGCCACUGCUGUCCACUGGGCCCCCACUUGCCAAGUCCGUAGGAGCAAGGUCACCUGUGGCUGUCAGUCCCUUCUCCAAAAUGUGUGGCUGGGCAGCCCAGCAGGGGCCUGUCUGCUCUCCAGUGUAUGGUGAGUGAGACAAAAAUUCCUGUUCCUGGACAAAAAUUCAUCUUGUAUCCAUGUCCAACAGUCCUUACAGCAUUUGCUGGAUUCCUGCACUCCAGGAGUCCCAACCCUUGCCAUUUCCACUGUUUCACAUAAAGGGUCCGUGCAUUCAGGAAUCUACUUUUUUUUUUCUACUUCCUGUGUUAUUAUUUGCUGCUUGUAACAAGGCUAAUGGUGACCUUAUGCAUCUAACCAGCCCCUAACCUGUACAACACUGUAGAGUUGUUUUGUGUACAACAGUCCGUGCCUAUGGCAUGCUCUGUAACCCACAAUUAGUGUGUAGUGUAAUUGGUUUGGUUUGCUGCCUGCCCUACUGCUAAUUGUUGCAAGCUGAUUUUCAAGGGCUAGGAGAAAAUACUGACCACUAUGUAUAGGACCUAGGAAUUGUUUUCUCAUGGCUUCUUGGAUGGCUGUGUACCUGCAACACUCAGACCAGAGGAUAAAAGAGAAUCUGCUGUCUGCUGGGGUGUUGCUAGUACUUUUAUAUUCCCCAGUGGUUUUAUUAAUUUAUAAAAAUUAUCAAAUAAUUCACUACUUCCUUGGAGAAAAGAGCUUUCACUUUCACCAAAGUGGUUGUGGGAGAAAUACCUGAAACUCUGUGUGUGUUUAUUCCUUUGGGGGGGGGUCCAUUUCUACUAAAUAUAUGCUGGUUGGGGUGGCUAGCAGGGCUGCCAAAGUCAGAGGGCCUUGCCAACAGUUUUCUCAAGCUUUGAUCUUGUCUUCUCCUUAACUCAGUGAGAGAAUGGACCAGCUCACCUGGCUGCCAUGUCAGCCAGCUUGUUUGUGCCAAACACAUGCUGUGCCUCCUGUCCUCCUGGUGUCUGCCUUUCUGAGUGCAGCAGGACUCCCCUCUCCUCUCCCUCCUUCCCCUUGCCUGCUGCUGGGACAUUGCUCCUUUUCCAACCUGCAGGCAGCUCCACUAGGACAGCACCUAACUGCAUCCAUCUCACUCUGUGGAUCCACAUCAGCUCACCUUCACAGGGAGGAUGAAACUCUAGUUACAAACAGAAGACUUGGAAAUAUAACUUUGAAAUAAAUACCUCUCACUUCUGGGGUUUUCUCUUGUUCUUGAAAACAGCAUCCAAAGCAGCUCUUUGAGCUUUGUGUGUCCUGGGACUCCACUGCUGCCACUGAGUUUUAGAAGACCCUUAAGCACACAACAUAGGCGGAGGUCCUGUGGAAAUUACUGGUGUCAGAGCAGCAACUAGACCAGCAAUAGCAUACAGAAGUUAUGUAUUUACAUAGCAAUGUCACUAAGUAGUGUUCACAGUCACUUUAAAAGUUCAGUAUUAAAUUGUUGAUGCUUUUUUUUUUCCCCUCCUGUUUCUAUUUUCUAAUGUUUUGCUGAAGAAAAUGUAACUAUUUAUUUUGGCAGAAAUAUAUCUUCUAAUAAAAACUUUCUCAGUAUAUUUA